Drosophila eugracilis is the source of this 1279-nucleotide messenger RNA. RefSeq names its product transmembrane protein 177. The record is from RefSeq and is a predicted model, not a curated record. The coding region runs from base 23 to 979 and encodes 318 amino acids. Lineage: Eukaryota; Metazoa; Arthropoda; Insecta; Diptera; Drosophilidae. The transcript has 3 exons.
UUACAAAACAUAAAACGCUGAAAUGCAGAAGAAAGCCGGCGGAGGAUUCUUCUCCUUUUUUAAGACUGAAAGAGGUCGAAAGCUGAUCUUCUAUGCAGCGGGAGCCACCACAGUUUCCCUUUUUGUGGGCAAUUUUCUGCCGCACUCAUUUGGUCUGAAGUAUUACCGAGACUUUGUGCAGUGCUACCAACACGGCGUAGAGCGUCCUGUGCCGGAGGCAGUGCAGCAGCGGCUGCAGAAGGCUUUGGAUCAGUUGGGCCUAGCGCCCUUUGAGCGGAAAUUUGUGAAGCCCUUUACCGUCUUUGGAUUCGAUCUGUUCCAGGCGGGGACAACUAGGUUGCGCUUUGGUGGCGCUCUAGGCAUUCCCGUGAACUAUGGUUAUGGAAGUCCGGAAGAGAUUAAAAGGGCGGACAUUCGCUUCAGGGAUCAACAAAUCAAUUGGAAUUCUCCCAGCGGAAAGCUUCUUGAACAGGCCAUCGUUUUAAAUGAGGAUGAACAGAUUUUCGGUUUGAGCAAGGCUGUGCUGCAGUUGCAAACGCAUCGUGUGCUUCUUAACUCAAUCUUCCCCAGCGUCAGCUUUCUCAUGGUCUACACCAUGGGUCACUACCUUAACCUGCGUCUUGAUCUCUUUGCACGCCAUGGAAGUGUACGCUUCGUGCUUUACAGCAUUCUGGGACUCUUUGGCUUGGGCAUCUGGUCUUUUAUGAAAGAUUUUAAUCAAGUGUCCACGGAUGCAGAGAUUGACAAGAAGCUAGCCAGCAUGGGUGGUCAGUACGUAGCAGCCGGAGCUAGCUACUACGAUAAGCAUUUAAAGAAGAACAUUGCGCUGAGAGAAUUGAUCGGUGAUGACACCUACACUGCUCUGGGUAACGAAAACUAUAUGCUUCGUCAAAAAUCAAUGCCUCUGACAGCGCGAAAAUCAUUCUUUCUGGAAAAGCUGGAGGAACUCAAGAAGGCACAAGAAACAGAAACACAAUAAACUGAUAAAUUGUUAUGUUUUUAUUGCCGAUUAACGAAAAAAUAGUUCCAAUUAUUUUACAAAUAUCAAUAUGGUGUAGCCUAUAACAGUGGAUAGUUGUCCUUAACCUAAAAAAAUUUCGAUCGGAUUAUCUCCAGAGGAGUCUCGUAAAUUGACUAGAAAUCAUGUUAUAACGCUGGAAAUGUAGCUUGGAAUGCGAAGAUUGCACGUGGUUAAACUUCAUUAAAAUGUUUCUUCGCCAACAACAUCACUGAUGGUGGCCACUAGACGUCGGGCGUGCUCCACGGCACAUGUGGCGGU